This is a messenger RNA of Pocillopora meandrina, 8629 nucleotides long. The record is from the annotation of a GenBank genome assembly. Lineage: Eukaryota; Metazoa; Cnidaria; Anthozoa; Scleractinia; Pocilloporidae.
GUUAUCAGCCAAAAUGGCGGCUGAAGUCAUUGAAAUCGAAGAGAAAGCCUUGUUUAUGGGGACGAUUUCCAAGCAGAAAUGGUGGUUUCCGUUCACUUUGGAUAAAGACAGUAAUCUUGAAUUUAUGCUCUUUUCAAGUAAAUUUGGCAGAACAGCGGAAAGCUUAUACAACCGGAAUUUUUUUUAGUCUUGGAAAGUGUAAACAUCUGGCAAUGUUUUUCGAGGUCGGCUCCAGGGAACCGACGUGAACAAAGUCUACAGGACGGUCGAGGGGGUAAGCAAUUCAUCCCGUUUGUGAGGAAAUUAUAGAGUUUGUUUUAUGACCUCUGUAAACGUGGAGUUGGCAGACCGUGUGAUGCUCAAAUUUAUUUUAAAAUGACUGUUAUGAAUACUGCAGUAAAUGUUCUUUCCAUCGAGAGGUCGGCAAGUAGUGCCCCGUACAUUUUACCAUUAUAUGGGCAGCCAUCUUUAAAGCGCCGAUAGAAUUCCUGUCCGCCAUUUUGUCGGCAAUUUCUGAUAAUGAUGCCUACAAACUGAAAUCCAAAUGUUCACAGCAUACUACAUCGAGAGCAUCAAUGUGGUGAGCGGUUGGCGUUCAAACAACCUUAACUUGACAACUGUUAAAGGGCAAUGUUUUACCGUAAACCGUCAAAAAAAAAAAGAGCUGCGCGAUAUUUGCUGUCAAAAUAUAUCACGGUCCUUCAAAUCCUACAAUUAAGAGCUGCUUGUCGCGGAUAGUCUAUAUCUCGAAAAAAUCAUUGAACUGGUAAAUCCGUUUCCACGUUUCCAAAUCAAAACUAAUUUUUAUGGUCAUUUUCACUAACUUCGAUAUUUUUCAAUCACUAAACGGCGUCAAAACGAAUAUUGCAAUCAGCUUCUAUCCAAAUAUACUUCUAGUAGGUUAAAAAAAUUCAAACAGAUUCUCAAUGGAUAACUUGUUCACGUUGUGACCACGCCAUGCUGCAUACACCAUACACCCGCAAUCACAAGUUGCAAGUUGAGAGCAUGUCCGGAAAGUUCUGAAACCACACACACUUGUGGUGUAAAGCAGAGUAGGAAUCAAUCGAUUGAAAGGAAACCAAAAACAUCAUCAUUGUAAAUUUGAGAGGACAUGGUAUUGAUUUCUACGACAACUUUGGCUGGAGCUCAUUUGAGGUCGAGCUAUACACACCAAAAAGUAUUGUAUGGAAAAUUAAAAAUUCCUAUAAAGACACGGACAAAAAUUUUGAGAAAGUCCCUCUAACAAUAUUUUCAAAGUUUGCAAUUACUAAACCAGAGAACUCAAAUUGGGAAAGGAGUUGACAGCUACGUAGAUAUUGCUUAUGGUUUUGCAGUGCGUUUUAAGUUUUCAUUUCAUUUAACUGCGAUUAUUGAAAGACCAAAAUCACCUCUGAAAAAGAUAGUUCGUAUCAAAAACUAUGGAAUCAAUAUCAAGUGAGUCUUUAUCUAUUUCUUCCUCACAAUUAUCAGCCGUCAAAAGCCCUAAAUUUCAAUCGUCAACCGUCAAAGUUCCUUCCCUUUUACAUGCAACCAACAUUGAGCUUUAAAAAGCGCCAGAGUAAGGUCAUCGUAAUAUUUUUUCCUUGUCACUACAACUGUUUGCCUAGUGGUACGAGUUUUCUAAACUGACCGUAGAGUAAAAUGCAGCAAAGCCAAAUUAAAGCAUUCCCGGAUUUCUCUCGGAAGGGAAUUUAACAUUGCUCCACUGAAAAGCUUUUGACAGAAUUUUUUAGCUCCCCUAUAACCUCAUUAUAUCCAUGGCUUGCACAAUUGCCGUAACGGACGAUUGCCAAUUUUUAUACAUGUUAAAUCGCAACUUUAGAUCAACCUGUUUUACUCGCACCAGCGGACACUAGCUCACUGGCCUUUUUCAUCUAAGUACAGCCGGACCAAAAAUAAGCCUUCGUCUGAGUACUAUAAUAUCUCUCGUUUAGCUUAUGUUUUUUGUAUUUGUACUUGAAAUAAGGAAUCUAAUUGACAAAAUUGUAUUUUUUUUUCCAAAGCUUUACCUUACCUCUGAGUAAAAUAAAUUUGGUUCAAAAUUCAGCCUUUAGGAGCUUGUACAAUCAUAUGGAUUUGAUUCCCUCCUUUUUUCAGUUGAAUGUCCAGUCCUUACAGUUGGUCGUCUUGCCAAAACCACACCAAACAAUUGUGUGACAUCACCGAACAGACUUGACAAAUCGUGGGAAAACUUGAGUAGGAGAUACCGAAAAAAAAUGUAUGGAAGUCCUUUCUUCUUCAUCCUUUUCCUUUACCAAACAAAAUAAUGCACAUUUCGAUGGAAUCUCUAAAUAUCAUAACCGCUGGAUGAUGAAAGUUGAAAUAACCAGACUUUACCUUUUCAGGAGCAGGAAAAAGAGUCAUAUCACCAAACCCAGCAAGGCUUCUUCAUGGCGGACUUAACAGUGUAAGAAGAUUUAAAAAUUAUCAUGCAAACGUAACGAUGUUAUUUCUAAGCAAAUAAAACCUUAAACUGAUUUUCUUGCUGUAGUUAAUCGUGUUUUAUACCAAAGGACUAAACACGAGCGCGUUUUAAUUUUGUGGUGCGUAUUGGAAACCUGGUCAAACGUUUUUAGGACACUUUCAUUUAUUUGACUUCUAUUUUAAAAUUAUUGUCACAAGUGACCCCUUUCCCCUCCCCUAGCAAUGUUAAAAGUAAUGUAGCGUUUCUGAAUAUUUCCAGCAUUUUUAUGAACAUUGCAAAUAGCCUUUAGUGUCCAAAAAAGAUGUCAAAGGUUUAACAUCUCUUUGCUAGUCUGCUAAAACUCAAUUCAAUCAAAUCAAAUGGAAGACAAGUAACCUAAAAAUAGACAAGGAAUUAAAACAAACUUUGCAUGCGGACUCUCACCUUUGUGCGGUGAACUCAAAGCUGCGAUUGGUUAGUUCGUUACCACAGUUUUCAACUAAGGUAGUUUGGCCGUCGCAUAGGGAGGGGGUACUAAUGCACGCCUUUUUUCAGGAAAGUGUCCCCUUCCUUUAGAAAUAAAUAGGAAGAAAACACAAAAACUACGAUUACCUAAACUGUUAGAAUCGACUUUAAAGCCAUAACUAAGACACAGAAGGGCAAGAGAGAGGAAAUGAAAAGAUUUUGACAUUUUUUGUUUCCCAAAUGCAACUGUUUUCCUCAUAUAGCUACUUCUACUUCAACUGUUAUGGAGAAAUUCAAAUUAUUCCAUCUGGCCUCAAUUAAUGCUGUGCACCGAGCAUGCCCAACAUGAAUUCGAAGCAAUUAUUUUCAUGGCAACAUGACAUCACAAUGAAUGAAACAGAAAUCCUUGGAGUUCGUCUGAGAAAUUUUGUGAGAAGCAGCAAUGGCUUGUGUUUUCAUAGCGUUCCGACGGGAAAAAGUAAGGGCGGAUAGUUUUUUUUAUCACAGCAUCUGUUUCACUAUUGAAUAUUGAAUUACUCAAGAAAAGGUAGUAAGGAACACGAUAAAGUAUUUUCUUUCUCUCUUUUCUAUUAAGAGUUUAGUCUUCCAAGCUGCUUAUCUCUCUAGAGUCAGACUUUGUUUUUUGCUUUUCUGGUUGAAAAUGAUCAAAAGUUAAACUCCGACGAGGCAAACAAUUUCGAAAACAAUAUUAAUUUAACUAUGAUUAAUUGAGUUGAGGAAAAAUGAUACGUUUUCGAAUUUGGUUGAGUUCGAUUCCACUGUUGAAUACCACGUGAGACUAAAGCAACAGAAACGAAGGGUCAUUCCCCAAACUGAAUAUUGUUUGCCCUUUGAAGUUGCAAGACUCGGUGAAAAACAAGUACUAAGCUAAUUCGUAGUGACAAAUUUUCACAGCAGUGCUGUGAGAGGUUUGUAGAUGACAGAGUUGACAUGAAACAAUAGAGAGCAAAUAGACAAAAGAGCGAAGAAAACAAGAGAACAAUAGGUUAUGAGGUGGUGUUCUAUAUUGUAACGCGUCCUUUGUCUUAUACACUAAGAAAUAGCUAUUAAAAUUUUUCACUGAAAAAUGUCAUAUGACACCAAAAUAGCCAAUGAGGGCGUGCGCAGUUGAGAUAAACAAACAAAUAAACAAACAAUAUCUUAAACUCCAGCCAGAGAAGAGAGGGUCAAAAAUUAUUCGUUAAAUUUGACCGUGAUCCUUAUCAAUCUCUUCAGUUCUUCCAGAUGAAGUUCUUAUUUGUGUUUUUCCAGUAACGUUGCUCAUGAUAGCUACGUAGGCGCUACUUAUAAAUAGAGUUGAACCUCGGCAAAGUACUUUGUUGAUACAUUUUGGUUAGUUCUAGUUGCUUUAGAUAGUGAACAUUUGUGCAAGUCUUACAUCAUAUAGUAACUGAUGAUUUACUUUUCUCUACUGCUUUUAGAGAAGCUUUAUAAAGAGCCCGCGGUCUCUGUACCAACCUUCGCGCGUCUUUCUGAGAUCGCAAAUAGCCUGGGCUUCGAAAUGGAAGAGAUUGAGCUGAUGGCUUAUCGAGGUAGGAAUCUUGGUGAUAAGUUACUGGUAAUAAUUUAAUGUAAAUUGUUAUCUGAGUUCAUCAAUUUAAUUAGUAUAAUUAUUUUGUCAGAGGCAAUUUCUAGUACCCUGGCUGAUACGUACCAUCACCAGAAGACAACCCUUACAAUGCUUGGUAAGUAAAAUGUCAGAGAAACGUAUUAAUUCAGCAGAAACCCUAAUUUAUGACAGACACCCCACUAUGAUAUACUAUUAGCGUUUGCUCGUAACUUUUCAAUCAAACUCUGCUGCGGCGGGUAUUUACUGACAAAUUCACAUUGUUGAUUCUAAACUUAUGAAUUUGAAUCUGGACUUUCCAAGGUUAUUAAGUGAAGACAUAAUCCUCGCAACUGAACUGCAACAGAAGAAAUUGCAUAGAAAAGAAGUCAUACAAGAUUCAGGCCCCAACAGGAUUGGAACAUGUCCUUCCCCUCCCAGAUACUAGACGGGUGCACUAUUGCUGAGCUACAUCUUUAAAGCGAAGCAGUUAUUUGGUGAGAUAGUUUCAUAAAUUGCUUUGCCUCGCUUCAAACAUGUGGCUUCGUAGCUCUGUUCACUUAAGCUGUUUUUCAAGUGCAGGUGGAAAUAUAAUUAAUUUGAUUUUGAGGUACUGACGAUGUAACAUGAAAGGAGCGUCUAGUGACAAACUUCACGGCAAAACUAUGGUGAUUGCUUCCAACAAGUGCCAUCGUUGCUCUGUUCACUAGACGUCUUUAUCUUCCGCAUGUCGUAAUAAACUAAUUUCAUUUUCAGGUAUUGGUGAUGUGACAUUAAAGGAGUAUCAAGUGGUAAACUUCGCGGCAAAACUGUGGCUAUCAAGGACAACACAUGUGUGGCAGGAGUACCUAUGAUGAAUGGUUCUCAUACCCUGGAAGGAUUUGUCCCGGAUGUGGAUGCUACUGUAGUGUCUCGGAUAUUGGAUGCCAGUGGACACAUAGUGGGGAAAAGUGUUUGCGAAGAUUUGUGUUGUAGCUGAGGCAGUUUUACUGCUGCCACUGGUCCGGUGGUUAAUCCACACAAUAAGACGAGAAUGUGUGGAGGGUCAUCAUCAGGUUCUGCAGCUUUGGUGAGUAAGAAAGUACAUAGGAAAAUAGGAAAACCAAGAAGCAAGAAAAAUAAUUUCUCCUCUUCUUCAACAAAAUCUUAUUAUCGCAAACAAAUGAUCUCCAAACUGUCCAUCAUAUUGCUUUCACUCAAAAAAUCACAUAGCCUUCAUAGCUACCUUCGAGAGACGGAUCAGGGGCCUUGUUUUAUGUCCAUUUAUUUUCGACUCAGACUUGUUCCGUUCCGAGCACACAUUAUCUUUCAAUAAGAAUCGUCUUUUAUUCCUACACAAAACUUCGUUUUAAAUGUGGCUGCUUUGUGCAGCCACGUUUCUUGAUUACGCUCUUGUCUUCUCGUCGUUUUUAAGGUGGCUGGAGGUCAAGUUGACAUGGCAACCGGUGGAGACCAAGGAGGUUCCAUAAGGAUCCCCGCUGCGUGUUGCGGCAUUGUGGGUCUGAAACCCACAUACGGAUUAGUUCCAUAUACGGGCAUUAUGCCGAUAGAGUUUACUUUGGAUCAUACUGGACCAAUGGCCAGGACUGUGUAUGAUACAGCUCUAAUGUUGGAGGUAGGACAACAAGUUACGAAAAAUUGUUAGAAUUCCCGCAAAUAUCUAAUCUGCGACUUCCCAAUAAAAGUAAUCGGUGUCUAACGGCAUAAGAAUCUUGAAUUAUCGCAUAGUUUUUAUUUUCGCUCUACCUGAUUUCUUGGUUCAGCAUGAGACUAUCAGAUCAAUCACGAUAAGUGGGUGUCGUUUUUAGUCAAUAGUUUGAAAAUAUUUCGAAAACAGCGCGAAAUUCAUUCAUGUAAACGGUAUAUUAAUUGUCUGGUUGCUACCUGUGCAUUAUUUUAGAGAUCACUUCUAUUGGGUUUUUAAAUGUGGAUUUAAUCGUUAAUAAUGUAUAAUGACUCUUCAAUUUUAAAAUAGGCUAUGGCUGGAUAUGACGGAGGACUGGACCCUAGACAGCCACGAGAUCUCAAAGUGCCUGAGUAUACUUUGGGGGUGUGUCAGCUUUUGAAUUUCAUUGGCGAUGAAUCAUUUAUAAGAAAUAAUAUGUUAAAUGAACGUUCUAUGUCUCUCCCCAGAUAAGACUGUGUCAAUUAAUUCACAUUUUCUUGCUAAAUUAGCUUUUAUUUAGUUUUACAAGGAAGAUUUUUAAUGGAGAGAGACUAGGGGUUAUACAGAAUUAGACCUAACUUUAUAGACGACAAAUGGUAACGGGUAAGUUUCCGAACAAACUAGUGCUGUAUCGAUGUGGGGUAUCAUAAGAUAACUUUGAGUUGACAAUGUGAAUUAGACGACGUAGAGCGAUUCUAAAGCUGAAUUUUUGAGCGUUAGCCCUUCGUCAUUCGCUCUGACGAAGAGCUAACGCUUGAAACUUCAGCUUUAGUAUUGCCUUGCGAUGGUCAAUUUGCAUUAUCAACUAAGUUGAUCAAACAAAAGUGAGUCUCUAAAAAGUGGUUGCUGAGAAUCUAAGAGCUUCGUGGUUGUGGGACAUGCUUCAGUUAUGAUGAGAGGUCGGAUACACACCGUGGUCAACGGUUGACAGCAAAAGAAUAUCUUGACUUGUGCCAUGCUGUAAGCCAGGGGGGGGGACACCCCGACUUUGAAAACUGUUAAUGGUGGAAACGGGAGGGGUUGAUCGAAAUUGAAUUGAAUCUAAUGCCAGUGCUGGUUUGUUUUUGAAAAUCCAAAUAUUAUACCUCGGUAAUAAUUUUUUGUUUAUAAAGCAAUGCAAUUUUUUGUCAGCUCACAGGAAAAAUACACAACUUGAAAAUAGGAAUCUUGAAAGAAGGCUUUGGAUUGAAGACCUCCGAAGCGGAUGUUGAUAAGACGGUCAGAAAGGCCGCUGAACAGUUGGGUACUGCAGGCGGCGCAACUGUCGAAGAAGUGUCUGUCCCGAUGCAUUCUGACGGUAACUGAACAUGGGAAUGCUAAAAAACGCACCAUAGGAAAGGAGAGGAGAAUAGAGUUUCUCAUCAUUGCGUCCUACUUGAAAUAAAUGUUUAGAAACACUGUCAAACGUACUUCACUAAUCGGUUCACAACUUCAUUUAAGAGUGAAAAUGAGAAUUGUUUGAUGUGCGUUUCGGAUUUAUUUAAACGUAGAUUAGACCUUUUAGAGAAGACUUAUAAUUGUGUUGUGAAAGUUUGUCUAAGCACCACGUUAACUCGUCGAAUGUCAUAAUUUGUUUUUGAUUUGCCUCUCUUUUUGUUUUCUUUUUGUUUUUUUUCUAUUGUAAUUUUUUUCCUUUGGCUUCACGUUUCGACAGGUGUUCGAAUCUUUGGGCCAUUCGACAUAUUGGAGGUGAUCGAAUGAUGUUUGAAGGAGCUGGUGAGAAGUCAUAAUUGAUUUCACAGAGAGUUCGAAGGAAUCCCCUUCAAAUAAAGGGGUGGUUGGUGUUUUGGUAAACAUUUGUUCUGAACAAUCCCGAAUCAAGAAUAACAGUAGCUAGAUGAGGAUUUCCCCUUAAACUCUACGCAAACAUUUUAAAUUGUAUACAAUGCUCUUAUAAUUGCGGCCAAGCCUUUGUGUUCGGCAAUGGUAAACAGUAGAGGUUACUUCAACCUUGGCGUCCAUCCAAUGGCAUGUCUAGUAACUUGGAGCUAAAUUAUGUACGUCGUUAGACUGUCAUAACAUGUUAUGUCGUGUCAAGUUAAUAAGAUGUGAUUGAUGUGUUGUCAUUGCAUGUCAUGUCACCUUAGGUCACUCUACGUCAUACCAUAUCGUUUCGAGUCACGCAACCCUAAGUCAAGUCAUUUAUCAUCAUUAAGGAAUGUUGCACAUGAAAAUGAUUUGUUUUAAAGGGGCUGGAACUGCCGUAAGGAUGUAUUACGACACCACUCUGCAGGAAGCCUUUUCACGAGGUCUAAAAUGUCACUCGAAUGACCUGUCAAAGAGAGGCAAACUCAUUCGGCUGAUCGCGAAGUAUUUGCACGAGGAUUACUACGGUAUCUUGUACGGAAAAGCACAGAACCUCGGUCGAGAGCUUUGCAAGGCAUAUGAUGCGGCACUUGAAAAAUACGAUGUGUUGAUUCUGCCCACCAUCCCCAAGAAGGCACCAGUUUUCCCGCAGGAAAAGCCUCCUCUAAAAGGUCUAAUUUUGGCAUAUGAAUGUGUCAUUCUUUUGAUUAUGAAUUUGUAA